Messenger RNA from Suillus clintonianus, 1056 nucleotides. RefSeq lists its product as uncharacterized. The coding region runs from base 247 to 882 and encodes 211 amino acids. The transcript is spliced from 12 exons. The record is from RefSeq and is a predicted model, not a curated record. Lineage: Eukaryota; Fungi; Basidiomycota; Agaricomycetes; Boletales; Suillaceae.
ACAUGUCAAGCUAAGGACGCAGGCCCCGAACGACAGAUCCGGAGGUAUCGAACGUGCGUGAAAGGCCAAGAUGAAACUCGCGACAUAGCAGGGAGGUAUAAUGCAUUUAGUCUCCAGCGGCAGUUACGGCCUACGCGAUCUGAGACGUAUAAAAGACCUUCGUGCUGGACCUGUAACAGCAGAACUCGAAGCUCAUCAACCCACACCUCAAUCUCUGCUGCACUUUGUAUUCAACAAUCUCAAACAAUGUCUCACGCAUUCGUCAGAAACUUGACCUUUCAGUCUAACGAUCUCGGCAAGGAGGCGACGCUGAUGCUCACUUUUGAUACCAUGGAAGGCCUCUAUGAAGAUUUCUUCCCCGUCGUUUGGAAGGUCAGCACAUUCGGAAAGACGGGUCCAUACAGGGCGCACGCGACCUACACGAGCCAGCUUGCUUUCUCCAUACCACAGGUCUUGGCUGGCAACAUCGUCGACGCUGAAACCUCUGUCAAGAUUAAUGACAGCGAGAAAACCGUCUUGACCCAAGCCAAUAAUGUCUACCAUUUCUCUCCCCCUCAGGCGGGAACCUCUGGUGUCCUGCAAGCCGUGAACAACACUGGAGCCCUCCAGAACAUUGCAGUCGGCUUCGUCGCCCCUGGAGAGUUGAUGCCUAAGCCGGCGCUCUUCUUCGAAGGAGUUGGAGACGAGAGUCACGUCACGGCCAAGUUCACUCCGGUCCUACGGGCCUACAUCACCUCGGACUAUCAAGAGACUGCGAUCAUACGAGGCGCCAUCGACACGCCUGCAGUCUGGACGCAGAACCUCGCCGGGCUUGCUGCUUCCACGACCUGGGAACUCAAGCGCGACCUUGCCAGUGGACAUUACACAAUCACCGCGGUUUAAUGAGGGUAUGCGAAAUUGCAUUUUCCUUUGGAGGCGCAGCAGCCCGACUCAGCUGUUUUUCUUGUAUAACGUCGCUCGUCUCUCGUGUAAUAGUCAAUAGUUCGCAACAGUUGUACCGUAUUUAUUGAUGCCUUAUUUGUUGACCUGAAAAAUCACAUUCCGUUUAACAAGGUC